Molecule: messenger RNA, 1381 nt
Organism: Caenorhabditis auriculariae
Lineage: Eukaryota; Metazoa; Nematoda; Chromadorea; Rhabditida; Rhabditidae
Source: the annotation of a GenBank genome assembly
AUGAUUUCUUCUUCCUCUCCUCUAAUCUUGGCGCUGUUCGCGACGGCCUCCUGCCAGCUGAGUGGCCCGACCUCGGACGGUUUCCGCCAGAAUGGCCUGCGAGGCGAUCGAAAUGGCAACUACAACAACGACGGCAAGGGCAACAACGGGAUCCGUCUUCCACCUUGGCAAAACGAGGACAACGACGACGAUUUCGACCUUUUCUCCGAGUUGACGAUGCCGUCCUUCCUCAGAAACCAGCCGAACCAAGUCAAGGAGUCCUACUACGAAAUUGUCACCAACAUGACCUCCAAGCUGCCCGAGCAACAGCAGAGACUCCAGAGAUGGGCCGAUCAGAACCGACUUUCGGUGGGUCUUUUUCUAGAGAAUUAGAGGAAAAAGUGAAGCUAAGUACAGAGAAACUUGUAGAAAAUCUUGAAGGAGUUGCACAGAACUUGCGUUUUCCCGAGUAAAUAUGAGUCUCACUUUACUAUUUUCUAACACUAGAAGCUCUCAAAAAUUGAUGAGUAACUCGAAUUUUAAUGUCUUAGAACGAUCAGAGCGAUAAAAAGAACUACUGUAGGAAAGGUAGUAAAAAACCGAAAAACGUACUUUCAUUUUUGCAGUCGCAAUACCAAAACUACGCCCGUCGUCUGGAAUCCUCUCUCUCGGCCUUGUCCACCAACAUCACUCGUUUCUUCUCCAACCUCGAAAAGGCGGCCAAGAAGCUCGUCGAACUGACCACCAGCAAGACGAUCACCAACCUUCAGCGAUUCGAGGGAAUCGCCGACGUUCAUCGCCAGUACGAGAAGGUAUAUAUUCUAAAUUUUUCCAUUUUAUAAGAAGAAAAACUUUAUGGUUCGAGGUUUGAAAGCAAUGAAAUCGAAGAAAAAAAAAAAUGAAAAAAUUCCUUUUUUUUCCAUUCAAAAAGUUAAUAGUUGACUUGUUCUAUAAUAUAGGACCUAAGAAAAAAAGGAGAGAAUGAAUUUUUUUAAAAAAAGCUCCUUUAAGCUUUUUGACGACAAAAAAAUUUAAAAAAAUAAUAUUUUUUUGACUACUUUUUUUAUUCUACAAUGCUCUGAAAAAAACUGUGUGGAACCAUUUCGAAUUAAUUUUCCUAAAAAAAUUCUCAAAAAAAGCUUUGGAGGUUUUUUUUUGAAGGCUGACUAAUCAAAUGUCUUACAAAAGAUAAGAAUGAAUACUUCUGAAACUUGAAAAUUUGAAAAAAAUAAUCCCAUUUUCGUGUCAUUUUCCCAAACGUUUUCCAAAGAUAAGUUGAAUAAAUCAAUGAUUCAAGGAACUCGACGUCCUCCGCCUCAUCAUCGGCGUGGCCAAUGACCAGUCCUCCGCGGAACUCCCGCCAAUCCGCAGCCAAGGAGGCCGCGGACGACAAAAUAAUUGA